AUGACCAGACACGCUACGCAGUCGCUUGAGGGCGCCGCGAAGCAUCCACAACCUGUAUUACAGCUUCUCCCUUCAGACACCAGCGGUUCACAAGGCUCAAAUCGACCGAACACUUCCUCUUCACAGGCUACCGGCCAAAUGAAUGGACAUCAUGAUGCACAGGACAGCGACUCGGAUGACGGCGGGCUGCAUAUGCCGGCAGCAAACGGUUCACGACAUCGACCAGCGCAACUGAUCCGGGCGAAGAGUGAUGUUGUAGCAGACCGUCGCCUUGCACGAGCUGAGCAGGGAAGCGUAGAUGGAGGCGAGAGGAAGAUCCGUAUGCGCCAUGGGUGGGAAGCGCAGCUCAAGGACCAAGAGCAAGCCACCUUUCUCAGCCAGACGUUCUACAUGUACUUCGAGGACAAACGACAUGAAACAGCCGGGAAUCCACCACCAAAGUACGAUCCAAAGAGCAUAGUAUCGGAAUGGCGCAUGAAGGACAGGUUAAAGACAGUGUCCGCAAUCCUCGCAGUAUGUCUGAAUGUAGGCGUUGACCCACCAGACGUGAUCAAGACGAAUCCAUGUGCUAGACUGGAGUGUUGGGUGGACCCGAUACCAUCGGAUUCGUCUAGUUCUCAGAGCAGCAACAAUAGCAAUGCGCAGAUUGGCAAGAAUCUCCAAAGCCAGUAUGAGAACCUUUCUUUACGCACCAGAUACAAGGUGAUACUGGAUCCAACGAUCGAAGAGCUGCGAAGAUAUACCACCAGUCUUAGGCGGACGGCGCAUGCAGAGCGGAUAUUGUUUCAUUACAAUGGCCACGGAGUACCGAAGCCUACAGCUAGUGGCGAGGUCUGGUGCUUCAACCGAAGCUACACACAAUACAUUCCUAUCAGCCUACACGAUUUGCAGGAGUGGGUAGGCGCACCGGGACUAUGGGUUUGGGACUGCAGCGCAGCAGGUGGUAUCAUCAAGGGUUUCAUGGAAGCGGUCGACAAGCACAACGCCACUCAGCAGGAAGCACUGCGUCGAGACGCCAACAGACUACAGCAACAGCCUAGCAUCAAAUGGGAGGACUGCAUUCACCUUGCAGCCUGUCGCGAUAACGAAGUCCUGCCCACGAACCCAGAUCUGCCGGCGGAUAUCUUCACAAGCUGCCUGACAACGCCAAUAGCAAUGGCGGUGCGUUUCUUCAUCUUGCAGAAUCCCAUCCCCAACAAUCCAGCCAUCACUCUUGAGACUGCGCGAGCGAUCCCUGGUAAAGUCAGCGAACGCCGCACGCCACUCGGAGAGCUCAAUUGGAUCUUCACGGCCAUCACCGACACCAUUGCAUGGAAUAGUCUGCCGCCACCACUGUUCAAGAAGCUAUUCAGACAGGAUCUGAUGGUUGCCGCAUUGUUCAGGAAUUUUUUGCUGGCGCAGAGAGUAAUGCGCAUGUAUCAUUGCCAUCCCCGGUCAUGGCCGCAGAUACCUGAUACGCACGGUCACCCACUAUGGCGGAGCUGGGAUCUAGCUGUCGAGAUGAUUCUGAGCCAGGUGCCGCGUUUGCUUGAGCAGCAAAAGCAGCAGGAAGCAUUGACUGCAGACAGUAAUCAGAGCAACGUGAACGCGCAAGCGAACGGCGCGGCUGCACCCACGCAGACGCCACAGCAGCCAACACAGGAGCUUGAGUAUCAGCACUCGGAUUUCUUCGCCGAUCAACUCUCGGCCUUCGAAGUAUACCUUUCUGCUGCGCCUGCAAACUCUGGCGCUGCAGGGUACGCCAAGCCACCUGAACAGCUGCCUAUCGUCCUGCAAGUCCUACUAUCACAAGUCCACCGCCUACGCGCACUAAUCCUCCUCUCCAAAUUCCUCGACCUCGGCCCUUGGGCUGUGAACCUAGCUCUCAGCAUAGGAAUAUUCCCCUAUGUCCUGAAGCUGCUACAAUCGCAAGCUCUUGAACUCAAACCGCCUAUGGUCUUCAUCUGGGCUCGCAUCCUAGCUGUCGAUCAGAGCUGCCAAUCCGAUCUGCUUAAAGAUAGUGGGUACACAUACUUCACCGGCAUCCUGAACAGCGCGAACGGUAUUCCACUCGGCAAUGUGGCGGAACAUCGGGCUAUGUGCGCUUUUGUUAUCGCCAUGUUCUGCAAGGACUUCAAACCUGGGAAGCAAGCUGUGCUGGAGAGCAACCCGGAGAUUAUCGAGGGCUGUUUGCAGCAUUUGCUCGAUAUGGAGAACCCGCUUCUGAGGCAGUGGUCGUGUCUGUGUAUGAGUAAUCUGUGGAAGGAUUUCGAACCCGCAAAAAGGCUGGGGUUGACAUGUCAGGCUCAUGCGCGGAUACGUGAUCGGAGCCAUGAUCCUGUGCCGGAGGUCAGGGCGGCAUGUCUGGAGGCUUUGACGAGUUUUGUUUUCACUGGGACUGGGGAGACGAUCGAUGCUGCUGUCAUGCUUGAGGAAGAGACGUUGGCUAGUGUGGUUGUUGCGAUGGGUAUGGAUGGGUCGAUUAUGGUGCGCAAGGAGCUCACGAUCUUUUAUGCUACUUUUAUCAAGAAGUAUGAGAAACGGUUCUUGGUUGCUGCGUGGGAGCAGUUGCUUGAAGAGAAGGAUAAGCGGCAGGGUCGGGGAGAAGAGAGUCAGGAUACCCCUACACAUCCCAAUGCGGUUUAUGAUGGAUCGCAUUUCGAUGGCCCACCACCGGCGCUCAAUGGUGUUAACGGAGAAAAGACACAUGCUCGUGCAGGGCAUCGUAGGACCGUGUCUUUCACGCCUGCGGAGAUGGCGAAUGAUCGUGAACAAGACGAUAAACCCACGAGGCUGCUAUCAAAGAAGACGAUCUAUCGUGCCAUGUGGCGACAGAUCCUCACGCUUUCCGCCGAUCCACAUCCCGAGGUUGCGCGGAACGCUAGUAUCGUGGUUGACUUUGUCAUCAGCGGCUUACUAGACUCGCCAUUAGGCGAUCAUGCGAACAAGAUCUUGGAUGAAAUCGUCAUUACGGGUCUGAAGCGCGAUCAGAUUACGCUGUCGAAUAUGGAUGGUCUGACGAGACAACGAUCACGAGACCAACGACCACAGACCCCGCCGAGCCCGACUGCCAGUACGGCGAGUAAGGCAGACGGGUACUUCCCUCUCGGUAGAACGGCAAGUGUCGCUGCUGCGAUGCGAAACUUCUUCGGCGUGAAGACGCCUCUGGAGGAGCCUAGCAGUCCGGCACGUUCACGCCAUAAUUCGAUCGUUGGUCAAGUACCGUCAUAUGCUGCUCGGCCAUUGACGCCAGCAGACGCUGCGAUGCUGCCCCCUGAUGCACUAGACCGCAUCAAUGGCCCGCCGCAUCAACCAAAGGCCAAGGUGCCACCGUCGCCUUACUUUGUGCCGCGUGAUCUGACACAGGUCCCAGAAGUGCCUCUGCAGUCCAAUUUUUUCACGUGGUCUGCUUCAUACUUUCGUGAGCCACAAAUGAGGCCCUCUGAAGCUGAUGAGCCCGGCUCACUCGAUUACAACGAGCGGUUAUGGCGACGGAACAGGAACGACAAGAUCAUCGCCUCAACGCAGCCACUUAAGGAAGCGGCGGGAAGUCAACGAUGGGAUGUUCCAUGUGGAUAUUUCGGGAUCGGCGCUGCACCGAUAAGAAUGGUGUUUCAUCAGUUCGAGAACCAUCUGGUGACUUCUGAUGACCGCGACAGUAUUGCUGUCUGGGACUGGAAGGCUGAGAAGCAGUUGUGUCGGUUCAGCAAUGGGAAUCCGCAUGGUAGUCGCAUUACUGAGCUGCGUUUCAUCAAUGAGGAUGAUCAGGCUAUGCUUAUGACAGGGGCUAGUGAUGGCGUGAUCAAGAUUUUCAGGCACUAUGAUGAUCCGAAGAAGAUUGAGCUUGCUAGCUCGUUUCGCGCUCUCAGCGAUCUUGUGAUCAGUGAUAAGCAGAAUGCUGGUCUGGUCUUUGACUGGCAGCAGGGACAGGGUCGGGUCUUGGUCGCAGGCGACGAUCGCGUCAUUCGAGUCUGGCAAGCAGGACACGAGCUUUGCGUUGCUGACAUCCCGGCACGUUCAGGCUCAUGCAUCACCUCCCUAACCUCCGACCAAGUGGAAGGCAACGUCUUCGUCGCCGGCUUCGGCAACGGCUCUGUCCGCGCCUACGACCAACGAAUGUCGCCACGCGAGAGCAUGAUAAUGGACUGGACGGACCGCAAAACCGACCACCGCUCCUGGAUCGUCGGUGUCCACCUCCAGCGCGGCGGCAUGCGCGAACUCAUCUCCGCCGAAUCCAACGGCGGCGUUCGUCUCUGGGACAUUCGAUCCCAGCGCGCCGUCUCCGCCCUAGGCAACCGCACAAAUAACAGUAAUAGCAGCGGUCAACCACGUAACCUGCGCACUCUAGCCGUGCACGAACAUGCUCCUGUCUUCGCCACGGGAGGAGCAGACCAUACUAUCCGUGUCUACAACACUACCGAGAUGCGGCAGCUGAGUGUCACGGAGCCGUAUAUGAGUCUUUUGCGCAUGACGAAUGUUCCGAGGAAUGCGCCGAUUACGGCUACGGCGUUUCAUCCGCAUAGGAUGAUGAUGGCUUGUGGGGCGGUUAAUGAUGGGCAUGUUAAUUUGUUCAAGUGUGAGGCUGUUGAGGAGGAGAAGAGGGAUGGUGGGAUUGUGGAUGAGUGGAGUGGGUGA
Recurvomyces mirabilis is the source of this 4614-nucleotide messenger RNA. It is a transcript of the gene KOG1, whose product is annotated as Target of rapamycin complex 1 subunit kog1. The record is from RefSeq and is a predicted model, not a curated record. Gene Ontology annotation, molecular function: protein binding; protein-macromolecule adaptor activity. NCBI's taxonomy places the organism in Eukaryota, Fungi, Ascomycota, Dothideomycetes, Mycosphaerellales, Teratosphaeriaceae. Gene Ontology annotation, cellular component: TORC1 complex; cytoplasm. Gene Ontology annotation, biological process: positive regulation of cell growth; cellular response to amino acid stimulus; regulation of autophagy. The coding region runs from base 1 to 4614 and encodes 1537 amino acids. The transcript has a single exon.